Messenger RNA from Cucurbita maxima (winter squash), 630 nucleotides. RefSeq lists its product as uncharacterized. Lineage: Eukaryota; Viridiplantae; Streptophyta; Magnoliopsida; Cucurbitales; Cucurbitaceae. The transcript is spliced from 3 exons. The coding region runs from base 10 to 495 and encodes 161 amino acids. The record is from RefSeq and is a predicted model, not a curated record.
GCAGAGUACAUGGGAUCCAUUCAUAGCCUGCCCAAGAACACAAGAAGAGCUUCUGCAGAAAUGGCCAUUUCCAAAUCCAAGUUUCUCACUCUCUUUCUGCUCUUCUGCACCCUUCUUCACCUUGGCUUUGCCAAUGAACAAGUUAUCGAUGACGCCAUUGCUCAGAGCGAGGUUGUAGGCCAACGUCUGCCUUAUGCGCAGGACUGCUGCAAUUACGGUCACACGGGAAGCUGCGUCGGUUCACCGAACUGCUGUGGGAAUGGAGGCGACUAUGACAACUCCCCUCCUCAUUGUGUCCAAAAUGGAUGUGGGUGUGUGGAGAAUCCGAGCAACAACUGUUGUGCUGGCUCGGUUGGCCAUCCUUCUCCUCCGUCGUGCCAAUGGCAGGGACCGAGCCCGUGCUGUGGCUGUGUGAGAACCAAUGUCAAGGUCGAGGAACAGAAUGAAUCCAACUCCGAUCGUCCCAGCAGUGAAUCAAUGACUCCAAUGCAUUAAGGAACUUAAGACAUGAAGCUCUUCAUGACCAACAUUAACAUCUUAGUCAAUAAUAUCAAAACUGCUUGUGGCUUACAAAUAUAAAGCUUCAUGAUCUGAAUUCAUCUUUUAAUAUCAAUACAGAACUUUCUUUUA